This is a messenger RNA of Pelobates fuscus (common spadefoot toad), 3163 nucleotides long. RefSeq names its product coiled-coil domain containing 65 (gene CCDC65). The transcript has 9 exons. Gene Ontology annotation, cellular component: axoneme; axonemal dynein complex. The record is from RefSeq and is a predicted model, not a curated record. Gene Ontology annotation, biological process: axonemal dynein complex assembly; cilium-dependent cell motility; regulation of cilium movement. Bases 132 to 1637 code for a protein of 501 amino acids. Lineage: Eukaryota; Metazoa; Chordata; Amphibia; Anura; Pelobatidae.
GAGUGACGCAUGUCAUGCGAUGCCAGUCUAUCGGGCCACUCCCCCCACCCCCCUGUAGGCGGCCUUGGACAGUUGCUAGGCAACAGAACACAACUGUACACUGACGUGUUCAGAUAACAGAUAUCACAACCAUGCCUAAGAAAGGUAAGAAGAAGUCGGGUAAGCUGAGCCGCAUGAAUGAAGAAGAGCGGCUGAUUUACAUGCAGCAGAAGAUGCUAGCAGAGGAGGAGCAAAACAAGAAGAAAGAGGACAUGUUAAUGCAAUUUCUAAAGGAUAAGCUUUCUAAAGAGGAGAGUUGCAGCAUUAUUAACUUGAACAAGCUGAACGUGCAGUGGCGCUCUGUCCUAAGAGAGGUAAAGGCCAAGGAGCUGCAAAAGGAUAUUGAAGUACUCAGUCAGACCUUUGAACGCGUUGUGGAUUGCAAGGACAGUGUCAUCAAGUCUUUAGCGAAGGAUGUGGAAGAGUCAGAAGAGCAGUACACUCAUGCACUGCGCAGCCAUCUACAGAACAUCGACCAACUGCUGGAGCUGCAGCGAGAGCGCAUUGCCCUCCUGAAAGAGGAAUAUCAGCAAGAGCUGGAUGCUGUGCAGAAAGAAUUUGAGACAGAGAGGAAGAUGAUAAUUGAGCACAUGGAAACAGAAGCUUCAUAUCUUCAGAAUGUUGUUCUGGCCAUGGAACAAAAUAUCACAGAGGCUGAGAGUGAAUCUAAAAUGGAGUUUCAGAAUAUGAGAGAUGAAAUAAAAAAUAAGAAUUUGGAAGAGAAGCACGCACUUCGUCUUUUGCUGGAGGGGUCAGUGGAGGAUUUGUGGAAGCAAUUUCAACUCGCAUUGAAAAACUACACUGACUCUACGGAUGAUCGUAGGAUUGCCUACGAAGCACUGAAAGCUAAAGAUGAGAAAAGUGCACUUGAAAUUGAGAUGCAGAUGAAAAAGCUGCAGAAAAUUCAGGAUUCAAUAGCAUCCGUAAAAAAUAAGAUUUCAGUGCAUGCCCGUGAAAGCGAGGAGCAAAACCGCCGUUUGCGGGAGAAAAAAGAAGUUAUGCUCAAGCAAUUCCAGAAGCUGAAAAGUCAGAUGAACCAAGCAAGGUCUUCAGAGCACAGUCGCCUUGCCACUCUGACAGUGCAGAGCAAUGCAACUCUGAAAGAGCUGCAGCGUAUUAUAAACAAGGGUGAAGCCAUUCUUCGAGUGGCAGAAAUGUGUCGCAAACUAGAAACCGAGGAAGAGAAAGUCCUGCCAUUCUACCCAUCUUCCCUUAGUGCUGAAGAGAUGGAAGCGGUGGAGAAAGUUAGCAUGGCGAAGCCUUCCGAGCAGUUGGCGCUGCUAAUGCAAGACUAUAUUGCGCUCGACCAGUUUUGGAAACGCUACAAUAAGGUUUUGCUUGAACAAUGUGCACUGGAACGUGAAAAAACUCUACUGACCCAGGAUAACCAGAAUCUGCGUAUCAUGCUAAAACAGUAUUUGGAUGGCAUCUCUGUGAGUGAAGAGGUCUUAAGUCAAGAGAACCCACUACUUAUUCUCAACAACCGCAUUAGCCUGCAGCACAAGAUUCCUCCACAGAUUCCUGUAACAGAAACAAGAGUUCGACGCCCAGUACAUAACGUUAUUGAAGCAGCUCAUGUAGUCAGCCAUACACUAUGAGCUGUCAUUUGUUUUAAUCAGCUUGAUGUAUUUAACAUGUUACUUCUCUAUGUCUCUUCUGUCUACAGGAGGAGUUAUGUGUCUUGGGCUUUAGAUAAAUACAUACUCUGUUUGCAGUAACAUUGAGACCAUGCUAUUGUGCACUAUAGGUUCUAAAUAAAGUUUUAUUUGUGCUGUCAUAGCCGGGGGGAGGUUGAGCUCAAUUCAAUUAAAAUCAACAUUUAGAUCUUUACAAAGUUAUUUCAUUGUUAAAAAAAUAUGCCCUUUUAGCAGUUGUAACAACUGGCUUAUUCCACUAUAACUCCCAGGAUUAUUAUAUACAGUUGUAAUUAAAAUUAUUCAAUCCCCAUUGAAAAUUAGGUUUAUUGUCAAACUUUACAGACCAGACUUUCAACUGAAAUAGCUUAACGCAAUGAAUGCUUUAAGUGGUUUCCCCAAAUUCAAUUUAAAAUGCAACUUAUAAUGACUCCUCCAGUCUCAAAAUUAUUCUUAGUUCUCAGUAGAGAACCCUUUUGCUGUUAUGACCUGCUGUAAAUGGGAUGCAUAGCCAGACACCAGCUUCUGGUAGCGUUCCUGGGAAUCUUAGCCCAUUUUCAAGUCAGGUGAGUGUGAUACUUACUGUAGACUUUUCCAAGACUUCUUCUGCAACCAAGCCUUGAUGGAAUAUGAUGUAUGCUUGGGAUCAUUGUCUUGUUGGAAUGCCCAAUGACGCCCAAGCUUUGUAGUCAGAGUGUUCUUUUUAGCUUAUGCUUCAUUCUUCUACAUCCAAACCGCUGAUUCAUUGGGCCGAAAAGUUCCAGUUUUGUAUCGUGGCUCCACAGAACAGAAUCCCAAAACCUCUGUGGCUUAUUGGUAUGAUUUUGUGCAUAUUGGAGCUGACUUUUCUUGUGCUUUUUGGUCAGUAGUGGUGUACGUCUUGGAGUUCUGGCAUGGAAACUUUCUGCAUUUAGUACGCGCCUUACUGUGCUCACUGAAACCUCAGUACCUUUUGCCACCAAGUCUUGCUGCAAGUCUUUUGCAGUUACACAAUGGUUUUCCACAACCUGCUUUCUCAGAAAUCUGAUUGGAGCCAUUGAUAGCUUCCUUUUUCGGCCCCGUCCAGGUAGUGUAACAACUGUUCCUCCAACUUUGAACUUGCAAACUAUGCUUCCAAUGGGGUCUAUAGGAACAUUCAAUGCGUGCACUAUCUUUUUGUAUCCUGUUCCUUGUUUGUGAAGGGCAAUGAUCACUUCUCUUAACUUUGUGGACAAUUCUUUAGACUUAUUUGCCAUAUUUCUAACAUUCAGUCCAAUAUGACACUCAACAACCCCCUAGCCAUGACAGGCAUUUCAAAUGUUCCAGCUCAAGCACACCUGGUGCAAUUGACUAUGCCCUUGAUUAACUGCAUCAGGUGUGCUUGAGACAACACCUGUUUUGCAUAUUUGUGAUGUAGUGAGAGAUUCUAUUCAGGGGAUUGAAUAAUUUUGAGAUUGGAGAAGACAUUAAAAAACAAAAAAAAACUGUUUCGUACAUAUACUCCAAAUAAA